Aureobasidium vineae is the source of this 1083-nucleotide messenger RNA. Lineage: Eukaryota; Fungi; Ascomycota; Dothideomycetes; Dothideales; Saccotheciaceae. The record is from the annotation of a GenBank genome assembly.
AUGGAUUAUACAAGCGAUGAGCAACAGUCGGUCUACACUGUGCUGGUUACAGGCGCAAACAGCGGGCUAGGCUUCUCGACCUGCUGCCGUCUCAUUGACGAGUUCCUGCAUCUGCGACCGCAAACCCAAACCCUGCACCUCAUCAUCACCACGCGCUCGUCCUCCAAGAACAAAGAUACCCAGACCCGACUGUCCGCACACCUUCAAAAGACACUGCAAAAAGCCGAAAAGUCGACACCGGGCAUCAGCCAAGUACUCGCGACGCGCAUCAGGAUCUCUGGCGAAAGAGUGGAUCUGUACCGUAUUCAUGUGCUCAUCUGCAAUGCAGGUAUUGGUGGGUGGAAGGGGUUAAACUGGCCCAGUGCCAUCUGGUCCAUGCUCACGGAUUGGAAACACUCUUGCACAUACCCAACCUACAAGCUAGGCUUUGUAGGAUCCGUCGCACCUCAAGGCUCAGAAGAAAAGGAACAGCAGUUGGGAGAAGUGUUUACGGCGAAUGUGUUUGGUCACUAUUUGCUCGUUCAUGCGCUGGCGCCUUUGAUGAAGGGAUCCAACUCUCAAGAACCCGGCCGCGUCAUCUGGAUAUCGAGUAUCGAGGCUUACUCUCAUGCCUUUAACCCAGAAGACCUGCAAGCAUUGACCUCAGACGCAGCCUACGAUAUCGCAGACUUGCCAUUGGUGUUGUGGUACGCCAUGUUGUUGGCGCAAUAUAUUGCGCGCUGGUUGGGUUCGCCCUGGCACCCCGUGUCCUCGUAUCUCGGUGCCGUGUCUAGCGUUUGGCUCUCACUGACGCCCUUCUCCUCUCUCUCGAACCAAGAAACCAACGAAGGAAAAGCAAAAUGGGCAAGCUCGACAGAUGUAUUCGGCAACGAACGCGUCGUGCGAACAGAAGUCGGUGGAUGGGGAUGGGGUGGCAAGGUGGGAGAAAAGGCAGAUGGAAAGAUGAGAUUGAGUGCGAACAGGUGGAGAGGUCAAGAGGACGUGACCAAGGAAUCGAGAGAGGAGUUUGAGGUUCUUGGUCAGAGGGUUUGGAGGGAAAUGGAAGAGUUGAGAGUGACCUGGGACAAGAGGUUGCAAGGUUGA